AUGCCUAAAAAGCAAACUAACUUCCCAGUAGAUAAUGAAAACAGACCAUUUAGAUGUGACACCUGUCAUCGUGGUUUUCAUCGGUUAGAGCAUAAAAAGAGACACUUGAGAACGCAUACGGGUGAAAAACCUCAUCAUUGUGCAUUUCCUGGCUGUGGGAAAAGCUUUAGUAGAAGCGACGAACUAAAAAGACACAUGAGAACACAUACGGGACAAUCUCAAAGGAGACUGAAGAAAUCCAGCAUACAGAAACAGGAUUUUUUGACUGUAAAUGGAAUUCCUACGAUUGCAUCGGGAAUGAUAAUCCACCAGCCAAUACCGCAAGUCCUUCCGGCAAAUAUGGCUAUCAAUAUGCAAGCCGUCGGUGGCGGUAACAUCAUACACGCGCCAAACGCAGUGCAUCCCAUGAUGAUACCAAUCAUGGCUCAUUCAGCCCCUAUGCACGGUUCUGCUGCUUCUUACCAGCCCGCCACCUCACCCAUGCCCCUCCCCACAUACACUCCAGCCCCAUCGCAAUCGUUCACUUCCUUCCAGAGCUCCCUUGGUUCGAUGCAAUCAAAUAGCGAUGUAUCAUCGAUCUUCUCGAAUAUGAAUGCUCGUGUAAAUACCCCUCGCUCGGUGCCAAAUUCUCCGAAUGACGGAUAUUUGCAUCAGCAAUACAUCCCAAAGCAGCACCAGCAUCAAACUGCCAGCCCUUGCAUAGCCAAGCAAAACAAGACGUUUGCAAGUUCCCUUGUAUCUGCAUUGUCUACGUUACAAAGAAGAACCCCUGUAAGUGCUACCUCUACCGCAAUAGAAUCUCCAUCUUCACCAAGUGAUUCAAGCCAUACCUCAGCAUGCAGUAGCGCCAUUUCUUUACCAUUCAGCAAUGCUCCUUCUCAGCUCGCCAUGGGCAAAGAAUUCGAUCCUGUAUAUCUGGAUUCUAAUAGAUAUACCACUAAAACCAGAAGAGAAAGAGCUAAAUUUGAGAUUCCCGAAGAACAGGAAGAGGAUACAAACAACAGCAGUAGUAGCAGUAGCAACGAUGACGAGCAGGAAUCACUAGUUCGUAAGUCUAGGAAGGGCAGAAAGAAGUUGUCAGGCAUUAAACUACCGCCUGUACGCAACCUAUUGAAACAGAUUGAUGUCUUCAAUGGUCCCAAGGAUGUUUGA
This is a messenger RNA of Saccharomyces kudriavzevii IFO 1802, 1152 nucleotides long. It is a transcript of the gene MIG2, whose product is annotated as Mig2p. Lineage: Eukaryota; Fungi; Ascomycota; Saccharomycetes; Saccharomycetales; Saccharomycetaceae. The record is from RefSeq and is a predicted model, not a curated record. Gene Ontology annotation, molecular function: RNA polymerase II cis-regulatory region sequence-specific DNA binding. The transcript has a single exon. The coding region runs from base 1 to 1152 and encodes 383 amino acids. Gene Ontology annotation, cellular component: cytoplasm; nucleus.